CAAAUUGUUUUCGAUAAAAUCCUACCAUUAAAUAAGCAAUUAUUCUUCACAUAUAAGGGCAGUUUGACAACUCCCCCCUGCAGUGAAUCCGUUCAGUUUAUUAUAUACGCCGAUCCCAUACGAAUGAGUCCCUUUCAGUUAAGUCAAUUCCGCAGAUUAUUCAAGAAAUCAAACUUCAGACGAAUAGUCUCUAACACAAGGGAUAUACAGAGGAGACACGGAAGGGUUGUCAGUGUGUCUGUCCCUAAAGGCAACAAAGACUCUAAUUUUGAUGACAACGAGAAAGUCUUCAGCCAUUUCUUCUCGUCAUCCUUAACGGGUCCGCCCUCUGAGGUCUCCGUUCUCUUAAUAAUAGCGCCCAAAGAGUCGCCAUCGUCUCCGUCUCCGUGUUGUAUAACACAGUCAUAG
Messenger RNA from Oppiella nova, 408 nucleotides. Lineage: Eukaryota; Metazoa; Arthropoda; Arachnida; Sarcoptiformes; Oppiidae. The record is from the annotation of a GenBank genome assembly.